Puccinia triticina is the source of this 1098-nucleotide messenger RNA. RefSeq lists its product as uncharacterized. Lineage: Eukaryota; Fungi; Basidiomycota; Pucciniomycetes; Pucciniales; Pucciniaceae. Bases 1 to 1098 code for a protein of 365 amino acids. The record is from RefSeq and is a predicted model, not a curated record. The transcript is spliced from 4 exons.
AUGAGAACCAGAGUAGGUGACCCUACCAUGCUAGAGAACUUGACCGUUCCUGAGCAUGAUAAAAUGCUAAAGAUCUGGUACUUGAAAACAGACCUCCGCCACAAAUUCCUGGCGUUGAUAGAGGAAAAAAAACCGCUGGUUCGCGUCUGUCGCCCAGGAGAACAAACAACGCUUGGAACCGAUGGGCAGCAAAAGUUGAUUGAGUUGGUUCGUAAACGAGCACAAGCACUCCGAAAGGUUUUGAAUAAUUACAACAAACAGGUUCGCGAGUUUAUUCAACUCUUCCCUGAGCGUGCACACCCAAGGCAGCUGGAGUACGACGAGCUUUUGAAGCUUGAAGCGGAAGAUGCAUUUUGGAACGACGGUCUAUUUACCAAUCGGAACGAGCCAUGGGCAGUCGACCCUAUCACUCAAAAGGGGAUCCGUCAUCUUGCCGCUUUCAACCGCGGGCUAGAAGAACAACGUCGUCUGGGAUGGGAGGUUCGUCGAGCCAUGCAAUGGGCAGUUGAACGACACGACACACUGUCACACCUGAUCCUACAGAUGACUACUGUCACCGGUGGCAGCAAUCGCGAGUGGACCGAGCUAGCAGCGCAUCCCAUCCUUCAAACCCUUGUUGCCCACCCAAUUCUACAAUCACUCGCUGCUCCAAAAAAGACGACAGUGGCGAGAUUGUUGUUGCAAUCUGAGCUUGUGAAAAUAUAUCAACUCCAAAUCGCAUGGCAGCGGACUUGCAUCACGAUCCUGAACAAUACCCAGCAGCAACUUGGAGACGAAAACCUCCGUGAACAUUGGUCGCAGCAGCUGGAGCACAUAGAGCUUGGCUAUUACUCCAUGAUACCAGGCUCUGAUACUGGUGCUGGCGAACCUGUUAAUGGUGCUAGCGAGACUGUUCGAGGUGGCGCAGGAGAAGAAUCUAGUGAGCUGGCGCCGGAUCCCGGGUUGUUUCAACUCAAUACUGAUAGAGAUGAAGAUGAAACUGAUGAUGAAGGUUACCUGCAAGACAUAUCUGUCAUAGUCAACGAGACAAUGAUGGAGCAACUUGCAAAUGACACUGAAGAGGUGGAUGAGGGUGGGAAUGCAAAUGAAUUAGAAUAA